CUUUCAGAGCUCACUAUGUCUUCAGAAGAAAUAAGCGAGAGUUCUGAUAAGAACGAACAACAUGAGUUGGUUUCACGAAAUAAAAUGAACAUUUAUGAUCCACAGUAUUGGAUUACUAAGCUAGGUUCUGAAGAAUCAAAAGUUUUCGAAUGGAUUCCACGAAUGCCUCCAGUGAGCAGGGUUAGCGCUUACAACACUGGGAUAUUUUCCACAAAGUGUAGCCAGAAAAAGAGAUGGUGGAAGCAGUUUGCCGAAGAAAGUGAAUGGCGAGAUAAGGGCAAAUUUCAAUCCAUAUGCCGAACCUUGAAGGGUCAAAUCGCAGGUACAGAAACAUUCAGCUACUUUAGGAGUUAUUUUACGUUUGGAGAGAGAGGUUCUGGCGUCAGGGCCAGAGGAGAAAUUCAGGAUUUUGAGAAAUUACGAGAUAAAUGCUUGAGAGAAGGUCGAUUAUUCGAAGAUCCGGAGUUUCCUGCCACGGACAUCUCCAUCUUCUACAGCCGGACUCCCCCUAGGCCAUUUGAAUGGAAACGUCCCCACGAACUUGCUGAAGAUCCAGUGUUGUUUCACGAGGGCGCCACUAGAUUUGAUGUUGUCCAGGGAGAGCUUGGUGAUUGUUGGUUAUUAGCUGCUGUGGCUAACUUAACCUUGAAUCAGGGACUUUUCUACCAGGUAGUGCCAGAUGACCAAAGUUUUAGUAGUGACUACGCGGGUAUUUUCCAUUUCCGAUUCUGGCAGUAUGGUCGCUGGAUUGAUGUUGUAAUUGAUGACCUAUUGCCUACCUAUAGGGGGCGUCUUGUAUUUAUGCACUCCACUGAGAAGAAUGAAUUUUGGAGUGCUCUUCUAGAGAAAGCAUACGCAAAGCUGCAUGGAUCCUAUGAAGCUCUUAAAGGAGGAACAACAUGCGAGGCUAUGGAAGACUUCACUGGAGGAGUGACAGAAUCUUUUGAGUUGAAGAAAGCCCCUCCUAACAUGUUAAAAAUUAUGCUGAAGGCUUAUGAAAGAUGGUCACUGAUGGGUUGUUCCAUAGAGCCUAAUCAACAAAUCACAGAAAUGGAACUAUCAAAUGGUUUAAUCUGUGGUCAUGCCUAUAGUAUCACAGCCAUUCGCAUGGUUGAGGUUAACACCCCACGUGUCAAUGGAAAGAUUCCUCUCCUAAGAAUUCGUAACCCAUGGGGUAAUGAAUGUGAAUGGAAGGGUCCAUGGAGUGACAGGUCUCCAGAGUGGACAAUGGUUAGUGAAAAUGAGAGGAAGGAGUUAGGACUUACAUUUGAUCAUGAUGGAGAAUUCUGGAUGUCAUUCAAAGACUUUCUACAGAAUUUUACACGUCUGGAGAUAUGUAACCUUCACCCUGACUCAUUAACUGAUGAUCCCUUGACUAAAGUGUCCAAGAAAAAGUGGGAUACUCACGUGUUUGAAGGAGGCUGGGUCCGAGGUGUAUCAGCUGGAGGAUGCAGAAACUUCUUGGAUACAUUUUGGAUUAAUCCACAAUACAACAUCACUCUUGAAGAUGUGGAUGAUGAUGAUGAUGAUGAAACUUGCACAAUGAUAGUGGCUUUGAUGCAGAAAAAUCGUAGAUGUAAGAAAAAGAUGGGAUUAGAUUGCCUUACUAUUGGAUUUUCAAUCUACCAUUUGAAAAAUGCAGAAAGCCUUCCUAAACCAUUAGCCAAAGACUUUUUUAAGUACAAUGCAUCUGUUGCCAAAUCUCCAUCUUUCAUUAACCUUCGAGAAGUCAAUGCCCGGUUCAAGCUCUCCCCUGGUACCUACUGUAUUAUUCCCUCAACAUUUGACCCAGGAGAAGAAGGAGAUUUCAUUCUUAGAGUCUUCACAGAAAAAGAAAACAAAAUGAGCGAGUAUGAUGAGAAAAUAGAAUUGCUGAAACCAGAUGAUGAGCCCAAGGCACCAGCUAAGCCUAAACACAGCAUGUCAAAAUUGCAUGUACAAGUAAAAGAAUCACAAGAAGAGAAAGAUAAGGAUUCACAAAUAAAGGACUUUUUUUCACGAAUUGCUGGAGAAGAUUUGGAAAUUGAUUGUUAUGAACUCCAAGAAAUUUUGAACUUUGCUCUAAGAAAAGAAUUCAACUUUGAUGGGUUUUCUGUGGAUGUCUGUCGAAGCAUGAUAGCUAUGAUGGAUGUUGAUCGCUCUGGGAAACUUGGACUGGAGGAAUUUAAAAACCUAUGGAUGGAUGUCCGUAUGUGGAAGAAUGUUUUCAAAAACUAUGACAAAGAUGGCUCUGGGUUUCUCAACACCAUGGAGCUAAGAAUGGCCCUGAACUCAGCUGGGUAUCGUGUAAACUUUCACAUUCUCAGAGCAUUGGUCAUCAGAUAUGGAAAAAAUGAAAAGAUCAGUUUUGAUGACUUCAUUAUGUGUGCUGUUAAGCUUAAAACAAUGAUUGAAACCUUUAAUGAAAAGGAUCCUCGUCGACUUGGGAAAGCUACUUUCUCUUUGGAUGAAUGGGUGGAAAAGACCAUGUACACCUGAUCUGACAUUUACAAGGAUUCAGCUUGAAAGCAUUUUUAACAUUACUGUAGUUGUAACGUUUGCUGUGACCAUGCCAAAGUUAUUUUGUCAUUGUUGUUCAUUUCUUAAUCAUACUAAAGGUCUGGUAGCAGACUAAGCUAUUACAAUUACUAAUAUCAUGCAAAGCUCAAGGAAUGAUCUUGUCAGAAUAUCAAACUUUGUUUAAGAAUUAAUAUUAUUUAUUUACAAACUUUUUUUCAGUUUAUACCAGUUACUGUAAGUAUUUAGUUAAAAGCUUAAACAUUAAAAUCAGUUUUUAAAUUCUUAUUUAGUUUACAAGUUAAUCAUUUCAGCCUAACUUAUAUAACUUUAGAGUGUCCACAUGACAGAGAAUUACUUGGAGGAUUUUAUCCAUUCACUGCAUGGACAAUGCUUAGUUUCUGAUAUAUAUAUAUAUAUUCGCUUGCAUAUUCAUUAACAACUUAUGUUAUUUAGACAACCAUAAUUUCAGGUUAAACAGUAUUACAGGUUACUUUUUAAUCUGUGUUUUAUCAUUUAUUAUUGACCACCUCACCUUAGGGAAACUCUUAUUGUCCUUUUCUAAGUUUUAAAAGUUAUAGAACUUAAAUUGUGUUUUAUGUAUGAGCAGAAAAAUCCAGGUUUUGUUUUUUGGAGUAGUAGUUUUUUUUGCCUUUAAUACACCUAUGUAGUGAGUUUUUGUUUUUUGUGUAAUUAAGUCACAUCAUAAAAGCACCAAAACAGUAGUGUAAUAUAAAUGUUAUUAUACAAUGUAUUAUCUCUACCUACAUAUAAUACUGGUAUUUUUAUAAUGCAGUCUUGGCUUAUUUUAUUUUAUGAAGUUGUAAUUGUUAUUAAAAAUAGCAAUACUUUACCAGUGUUCUUCUGAUGUGUCUAAUAAACAAUAGACAUGAUCUUAAUGCUAUCUUCACUAUGAUAAAGUAAAAACGUUUUCUCUUUAUCUACAAAUACCAUGAUCAUUUUACCAUGAUUGUUUACAUAUGUUUUGAUAAUUGAUCUAUACAUGUUUACUUAAAAAUCAAGAAUGAUGGGUAGUUUAGAACAAUAUUUUUAACAUUAUUAUUCAUGGUUCUUCCAAGCCCAAUAUAUCUGAUUACAACUUCCAGAUUGAAUACCAGAAAAAAUUCCAUUAACUGUUAAUAAUUCCACAAAUAUUUUGUCAAAAAGUAAUUGUAUGCUAUGUUUAAUUUCUCAGUUAUAUUAAACUGCAUCUGAUACUACAUUAUAUAAUACAAUAGUACCUUGCUCUCAACAUGAAAAUAACUGGUUAAUUUUACUCAUGAAUUUUUUUCAAUUGUAUGAAAUGCUUAAUAUUAUUAAACAUCAACAGAUUGUAGCUUAACAGAUUCUUUGCACUUAAAGUAAAUUUGAUAGUAAGCUUGUAACAAAACUGAGUGCUGAUUAACAGUGAUAAUGAACACUCAACAAAGGUGGAAAGAAAUUGCAUGCUGUUCUAAUGAGGUAAAAUUAUUUCUUCAUUGCAAUUAAAUUCAUAUGUUAAACUUUAGUAAAAAUUUAAUUUUUUUGGACAAUACAAUGUUACUGUUUUAGGUAACUUUGUACCUAUCUUCUGUUUAUUUUGUGGGAUUUUGAGUUGUUUCUUAAGUAAAAAUUUUCUUUUUAUUACAUAUUCUAUAUACAUAAUUGCUUGUUUGAAAAUUUUUAUGUAGUUUGUG
This is a messenger RNA of Limulus polyphemus (Atlantic horseshoe crab), 4172 nucleotides long. RefSeq names its product calpain-B-like. The coding region runs from base 16 to 2478 and encodes 820 amino acids. The record is from RefSeq and is a predicted model, not a curated record. Gene Ontology annotation, cellular component: cytoplasm. Lineage: Eukaryota; Metazoa; Arthropoda; Merostomata; Xiphosura; Limulidae. The transcript is spliced from 20 exons. Gene Ontology annotation, biological process: proteolysis. Gene Ontology annotation, molecular function: calcium ion binding; calcium-dependent cysteine-type endopeptidase activity.